AAUGGAAUUAAAGAUAUCGGCCGAUUAUCAAGAUAAUGAAAGAUUAUUUGUCAGUGCGGUGCGGACUGCCGAAUUGUUGAUUUCGAUUUAAGGCAAGAUAAAAUGUUUGCGUCACUUCUGGAGGUAGCGCGUAAGUCCCCGUUCCACGGGCCUCUGACACCCGCCUUGUGCGAAACCAACGAGCCCGCACCCGCACUCACAGAGUCUAAUGUACAGCCCAUCCAGACAAUAGCUGCGUCGUCGGCGCCGGAGCAAACGUACUCAUGCGAGUUCGGCUCUGCCAAGUACUUUGCGCUGUGCGGUGUCGGCGGUCUGCUGUCAUGCGGUUUAACCCACACGGCCGUGGUGCCCUUGGAUCUGGUGAAGUGCCGGUUGCAGGUGGACCCCGACAAGUACAAGAAUGUGAUGAACGGCUUCAGGCUGUCCGUGCGCGAGGAGGGUGUGAGGGGUCUCGCCAAGGGCUGGGCUCCAACACUCAUUGGGUACUCGCUACAGGGUCUGUUCAAAUUCGGUCUGUACGAGGUGUUCAAAGUGGGCUACUCGGACAUGCUGGACGCGGAGACAGCCUACGUGUACCGAACCUUCGUCUAUCUCGCUGCCUCCGCUUCCGCUGAGGUCUUCGCCGACAUCGCCCUCUCGCCAUUCGAAGCUGUUAAGGUCCGCAUCCAAACUAUGCCUGGUUUCGCCAACACUAUGCGCGAGGCGUGGCCCAAGAUGGUGCAGAACGAGGGCUACGGCACAUUCUACAAGGGUCUGGUGCCGUUGUGGGGUCGACAGAUUCCCUACACAAUGAUCAAGUUCGCCUGCUUUGAAAGAACACUGGAAAUGUUCUAUAAGUACGUAGUGCCGAAGCCGCGCGACCAGUGCACGAAGGGCGAGCAGCUGGUGGUAACGUUUGCGGCGGGUUGCGUCGCCGGCGUCUUCUGCGCCAUCGUCUCCCACCCCGCCGACACCGUCGUCUCCAAACUCAACCAGGAUAAGUCGGCGACAGUGGGUUCAAUCGUGGGCAAGCUGGGCUGGGCUGGUGUCUGGAAGGGACUCGGCACCAGGAUUGUCAUGAUUGGUACACUUACCGCGCUGCAAUGGUUCAUCUUCGAUGGCGCCAAGGUUGUUUUAAGAACACCACGACCACCACCAGCCGAGAUGCCUGAAUCCAUGAAGAAACGUCUUGAAGCUGAACAAACAGCCAAAGAUAAUUAAAUUAGAAAUCCCAAAUCCAGAGCUAUCACAACCCUAAUCUCAGUUUAUUGGUUGAAAAAAAUAUAAAGAAUAGUGAAAAUGUACUAGAGUGCAAUUUUAAUUUGUUGCCAGUACUAAAUAAAUUUAUAUUGCAUUUAUAAGUGAAACCUAUUUGAAGAUAGAAAGUAAA
This is a messenger RNA of Papilio xuthus (Asian swallowtail), 1369 nucleotides long. Its product is annotated as phosphate carrier protein, mitochondrial-like. NCBI's taxonomy places the organism in Eukaryota, Metazoa, Arthropoda, Insecta, Lepidoptera, Papilionidae. Gene Ontology annotation, cellular component: mitochondrial inner membrane. The record is from RefSeq and is a predicted model, not a curated record. The coding region runs from base 103 to 1200 and encodes 365 amino acids. Gene Ontology annotation, biological process: mitochondrial phosphate ion transmembrane transport. The transcript has 9 exons. Gene Ontology annotation, molecular function: phosphate transmembrane transporter activity.